UUAGAGAAGAGAAGAGGAGCGGCAGCCAGCAGUACCAUCACACACUGCACUUGCGUUUCAAUUUUCUUUUUCUUCAUUUAUUAUUCCUUCAAUUAUUUAUUCUUCUUCUCUCACUGAGACCGUUCAUUGUUAUUACCGUUCUGCUGCCGUUACCACCUACUCUCCGAUAUCGUUUAUAGGCUCUUGCCUUUCAGAUCUUCCAUGAUCGCCUCUUCUUUCUGAUUCUAUCACCUUUCCUAUAAAAAUUUUUGAUUUUUCAGGUGGUGUUUGUUUUGUAGGAUCUGCAGGCUUACUUGGUUCUUCAGGCGGUAUCUACCAGUUUUGCUUAUUGAGGCUCUUCAGGUGCCUAUGGCAUGAGGCUGAGGAAUCAGUAGGACUUGAACUUGAACAUAUCUAAAUUGUUGAACCUUAGAUUUCUUACAAUGGACGUGAAUAAGCAGGGGCAAGUGUGCAUUCUUGUCCCUGCAAACACGUUUGUGCCCAUAUGCUUCUGCACAUAAAGAAGAUGGACACAACAUCAGAUUAAGUGUGAAGCAGGCACUUAAUAUAUGUGAAAUGAUGAUGCUGACUUUGCAAUGUCUCUUUUGUUGAGUAAUAUGGGACAUAGGCAUGUUUAUAAUGAUCAAUCUUUCGUUACUAGUUAAUUCAAUAUUUUCCAUGUGUUGCUACAUUCAGAGACCUUAAAUUAGUCUUAUUGAUUUCUUUUCUGUAGAGUGAAUGCUAGAUCGCAUGUCUCUUGCUUGAAUUGCUUCUGAAAAUUCUGAGACGCCCCUAGCCUGUCUUUGCUGUGUUGUAUUACGACAUUGUGAUAAUGUGCACUGUAAAAUGUAAAUUGACCGCAAACUUCAUAUGGUUUUACACUGCAUUUUCACUUGCAUGAGAUAUCUUUUUCAUGAAAAUAUGCGCUUAUUAAUUGAUGAUUAUGCUUCAUGUCCACUGUUUUACUGUAAUUUCUUAAUGUCUACAAUUUUCUCUUAAUCAUUACAAAAAUGAGAUGGAGUUUUCAUUCUUGUUAUCUGGUGGUAUAUGUGACCCAUAGGGUUUGUAAUCUGGUUGACUUUAAAGAUUUUUUUUUAAUAUGUUUUUUCCUUUGAAGACAAGGAAAGAGAAGAUAUGUGUGCCCAUGUAUUAUUCUGUUUAGGGGUUUCGGUUAGUUUUCCUUUUUAGACGUAUAUUUUUUAAAUUCUACUUAGGAAACAUAUUUUUAUUGUUUUAGAAUUUUUGUCUGAAUGCUAUAUGGGAGAUUCAUGUGUUGUAGUAGAAUUUGUCUUUGUUUCCUACUUUCCUCGUUAGAAAAGUUUCAUAUUUCUUAUUUAAUGAUGUGCCUUGUAAGGGAUUGAUAAAAAGAAAAGAUAAAAGAAGAUCGGAUGUGGCACAUCUUUUAAUUUGAUGCCAGUAUAAAAGCAACUGUUGAUGAGUAAAAAUGUGUAUUAUCCUUCUAAAUGCAUGAUAUCCUUUUUCUCUUUCUCUCCUAUUAUCUUUCCUUCAUUAGUCUUCAGCUUUUACAUUGUGGUUGCCCUAACAAGUCUUAAAACUUGUAACUUUGACAGCAAUUCAAUAUAAUUAUGAUAUUGGCAACAUGAGAAUUUGGCUUUUCCAUCUUGUUGCAGAAAAUGAUUUUACCUCAGCUUUUGCAGGGGAAAUAUUACGAUAUUGUACCAUUCUUGGGACGCUAUAUAUUUUUUGUUAAAUUAGAAAAUGUUGGGUGGCAACAAUGGUAAUCCUGUACUUCCUGUUUUUAUGGAUGAGAAUCGUAUACCCUAUCAGUCUAAUCCUUCAAAUCAGCUGCAGUUAUUCAGUAAUUUCCCAGCUGGAUGCAAUGUUGAUGCAGUGAAUUGUUUUGGGAAUGAGCAUAUGAGCCCUAUGCUUCGGUCCAAUAAGAGAGCCAGAGAAACAGAAGAUUUCAGUAGACAGCAAAAACUACAGAUUUCCUUAAAUUAUAACAUAUGGCAAGAUGAAGCUGACCGUUCAGCUAGCAUUCCAAACCCCAACCCUGUAUCAACUGGGUUAAGGUUAUCAUAUGAUGAUGAUGAACGAAACUCAUCCGUAACUUCUGCAAGUGGAAGUAUGACAGCAGCACCAUCAAUCAUCCUGUCCCUUGGUGACAAUUUUAAGACUGAGCUUGAUCAGCAGAAAGAAGAAUUUGAUCAGUAUAUUAAGAUUCAGGAAGAACAUCUGGCCAUGGGGUUGAGGGACAUGAAGCAAAGGCAUAUUGCUUCUUUCCUUGCUGCCAUCGAGAAGGGUGUAAGCAAGAAGCUGCAGGAAAAAGACCUAGAGAUAGACAACAUGAAUCGUAAAAACAAGGAAUUGAUUGAGAGAAUAAAGCAGGUGGCCAUGGAAGCCCAGAAUUGGCACUACAGAGCAAAAUACAAUGAGUCAGUGGUGAAUGUUCUGAAAAGCAACCUCCAGCAGGCAAUUUCACAGGGCCCUGACCAAGGGAGGGAAGGAUUUGGAGACAGUGAGGUUGAUGAUGCUGCCUCUUACAUUGACCCUAACAACUACCUGAACGUUCCAGGUGGGCAUUCAAGACCUCUCACCAGGAAUUACCAGGGCUUGAAGGAACAUAUAAUCUGCAGGGCAUGCAAAUCAAAGGAGGUGUGCAUGUUGUUAAUGCCUUGUAGGCAUUUAUGUUUAUGUAAAGACUGUGAUAUGUUAAUCAAUGUUUGUCCUGUAUGCCGGUUGAUGAAAAAUUCAAGUGUUCAAGUGUACUUGUCGUAAAUUCUGAAGUAAAUCACUAGUCACCUACAAUCUUCUUGCCGUGAGAUAUCCGUUUACGGUUUCCUUCCCGGACCUACGAGUUGUAUGUUGAGUGACUCUAUUUCAUAAAAUGAAAUUUGGGUGAUUAUCUUUUGGUACA
This is a messenger RNA of Hevea brasiliensis (rubber tree), 2857 nucleotides long. Its product is annotated as probable BOI-related E3 ubiquitin-protein ligase 2. The record is from RefSeq and is a predicted model, not a curated record. The transcript is spliced from 5 exons. NCBI's taxonomy places the organism in Eukaryota, Viridiplantae, Streptophyta, Magnoliopsida, Malpighiales, Euphorbiaceae. Bases 1699 to 2718 code for a protein of 339 amino acids. Gene Ontology annotation, molecular function: ubiquitin-protein transferase activity.